This is a messenger RNA of Lichtheimia ornata, 867 nucleotides long. RefSeq lists its product as uncharacterized. Gene Ontology annotation, molecular function: ribonuclease III activity; double-stranded RNA binding. Gene Ontology annotation, cellular component: nucleus. The coding region runs from base 1 to 867 and encodes 288 amino acids. The transcript is spliced from 4 exons. Gene Ontology annotation, biological process: rRNA processing; regulation of gene expression; primary miRNA processing. The record is from RefSeq and is a predicted model, not a curated record. NCBI's taxonomy places the organism in Eukaryota, Fungi, Mucoromycota, Mucoromycetes, Mucorales, Lichtheimiaceae.
AUGUUUCGAGCAUUGUCCCGCGCCCACACCUCCACACCAACAACAUGCUUCCGAGCAACCCGUGCCAUCCAUGCUCGAUCGGCUGUCAGACAACAACAAGAAGCCAUUGCUCCCAAGAUCGAUUCUGCACUAUCAGCAUUUGGUGCACGUAUUGGUUUGCAGUCCUUGAAUCCUGCUGUUCUUGAGCAAGCUGUGACGCACUCGUCGGCAGAGGAGAAUAAGGGCAAUCAAGAUUUGGUGCUUCUUGGUAAACGGGCAACUGGUCUCUUUGUCACCGAAUAUUAUCACAGCAAAUAUCCCAACAUGCACAUGGAGGGCUUGAACAAGGUGAUUCAGUCACAUCUCGUCUACAAAUCCGUAUCCAAGGUCGGCACACAACUCGGAUUACAGGAUGUGAUGCGUUGGGAUCGUAGCACUGUUCAAUCGGUAGCAUUGGGUGAAUGUUUAUAUGCACUUGUGGGUGCUGUGUACAAGGAACAAGGUUUCGAUGCUGCCAAACAACUCGUCCAUGCACACAUUCUAUCACGUGACCUCGACGUACGACCCCUCGUCAAAUUCAAUGAUCCUAAGCGAUACCUCUCCGCUCUCAUUCGCAAACUUGGCAAGGAAGCACCCGUCUCCCGAUUGCUUUCCGAAACCGGUCGUCAUUCAAGUGCACCUGUUUACGUCAUUGGCGUCUUUUCUGGUGAGACAAAGUUGGGUGAAGGUUUUGGAUCCUCUCUCAAGAUGGCAGAAUUCAGAGCUUGUCAAGAUGCAUUGAUCAGUCACUAUGGUAAAGAGGAAAAGGAUUUCAUGCUGCCAUCGGAUGCAAACAAUGUCGACAAUUACAAGCCCCCUGUAUUGGGCACAACUGAAGCCAUCGUUUAA